Lotus japonicus is the source of this 1328-nucleotide messenger RNA. RefSeq names its product protein THALLO. Gene Ontology annotation, cellular component: small-subunit processome; nucleolus. Lineage: Eukaryota; Viridiplantae; Streptophyta; Magnoliopsida; Fabales; Fabaceae. Bases 501 to 1166 code for a protein of 221 amino acids. The transcript has 7 exons. Gene Ontology annotation, biological process: maturation of SSU-rRNA from tricistronic rRNA transcript (SSU-rRNA, 5.8S rRNA, LSU-rRNA). The record is from RefSeq and is a predicted model, not a curated record.
UAAAGCUCGGGAGAAAGUGCAGGGAGAAAAUGGGGUGUUAAAACAUGGGACCAUUUUGGGUUUUUUUUGGAAAAUAAGGGGGUAGCAAUUCCCAUAGCGGGCAAAUUCUUAUUCCCUAUAUCAAACUAAUGACGCUUGCAUGAUCCUAGUUUUUUCACAAACAAGGUUUUCUACGCAAAAGUGCAAAACAAAACAGAGUUAACCUUCGUAACCGCAACAGAAAUUGCCACCGUACUCCUCUGCUUCCAGCGUCGUUGUCUGCCGUUCGCUAGCCUUUCACUAUUUGCCGCCUCCUCCUUCACAGGCUCCGCUCUCCACCGCCGUCGUGAACCGUUGUGGACGCGGGGUUACUUUACUUUGUUGGUGCGAGGUUUCAUCGUGGGUGGAUAGUUGAGUAGGUCAAGUUGUUUUACCAUCACGAACAAGUUGUCCUGUUUGGGUCCUCUGUGCACUUCUUCAGAACUAAGCAGAAGGAUCACAUUGGUGUGCAGUGUUUGGAAAUGUUAAAAGUUAGAACUGCUCCAAAGCCUAGCACUGCGCUAAAGCGUUUGAGACCUGCCAUUGGUCAUCUUGAAACAAAAGUUUUUGAUGAUGAUGCUCUGGGGCCAGCUAGAUUGUCUGAGGGUCUUCGUAAAUCUAAUCUGAAGAAACCCAAGGUGGUUUCUGGCGAUGAUGAUUUACCCGAGAGAGAUGAAAUUGGCGAAAGACGAAGGAAACAUGAGCUUAGGGUGCUGGCUGGUGCUGGAAUUAAGACGAGAGAUUAUGAUGAUGGUCGCCAUGGGUCUCUUGAGGUUGCUGCCAAAGAGAAGAAUGAUGAAAGAGGGGAUUCAGAUAAUGAAUUUUACAAGCAAGUGGAACAACUGCGUGCUACUAAAUUGGCUGCAAAAGCUGAGGUUUACUCAAGGAAGUCAGCAUUACCCACUUUGCCAGAUUCUAUAGAAGGAAAGCGCCAUAUCUCUUCGCAGAUGGAGAAGAACAGGGGACUAACUCGAAAUCGCAAUAAGGGGAAGAAGAAUCCUAGAAAGAAUUACAAGCGCAAACAUGAAAAGGCUGUUAAGAAUCGCAAGGGGCAGGUUCAGAGCAUUAGAAGGCCAACCGCACCUUAUGGAGGGGAAUCCACUGGAAUUAACGCAUCUAUCAGUCGAAGCAUCCGAUUUAAGAGUUGAUAUUAUCAACCGGAUUUACAAUAUUGUCAUCUGAUAUUAUCAUCUAGUUUGCCCCUUAUACCAUUGGAAAUUAUUGAUUGGAAGAUGAACAUAUUUGACUUAUGGCAUGUUUGUAAAUUUAUCAGUUUUGAUCCAGUUAUUUCAGAGUAGUGUUUUAUAGUA